GAACGCACUCAAACAUUGUAAACAAUACAGCGAUAAAAAUAUUUUAUUUAUAAUUCUAUCCAAUUAAUCUUGCAAUAAAUCUUCUAUUAGAAUUGAGAAUUAUGGAAGCAAAGCUUGAAAGUGUUUUAGAUAACAUGAUGCAAAAUGAGAACACAAUAGGAGCUGUUAUAACAGAUAGUCACGGGCUUUGUUAUGGAACUCGAGGAAAUUCAUCAGGGAAUUCAUCUGGAUUGAUAUCAGCAAUAGCAGAUCAAGCAGCAAAAAUCCAUCCCAAUAUUGAUGCUCCUGUUGUUAUACUCGAAAGUGCUGAUAAGUCUGUUUCGAUAUCAAAACAUGGAUUUUAUACUGGAGCUGUUUAUAAAUCAAAAUCUUCUCCAAAGAAGUGAGGACAUCAUCAGAAGUGAAGAAAAUAUUAAUGAAAUUUUAUAUGAGCUAGUGCAUAAAUCAAAUUUAAGCUUAACUUUUUUCAAAUAAAAUAUUUUAUUAUGAACUAU
Molecule: messenger RNA, 494 nt
Organism: Clunio marinus
Lineage: Eukaryota; Metazoa; Arthropoda; Insecta; Diptera; Chironomidae
Source: the annotation of a GenBank genome assembly